Molecule: messenger RNA, 1143 nt
Organism: Haliotis rubra (blacklip abalone)
Lineage: Eukaryota; Metazoa; Mollusca; Gastropoda; Lepetellida; Haliotidae
Product: aplysianin-A-like
Exons: 4
Coding region: 2-1099 (365 amino acids)
Molecular function (GO): oxidoreductase activity
Source: RefSeq, a predicted model, not a curated record
CAUGUACCCCAGUCGAGAUGAUGUGUUGAAGAUGAGAACCGUGGAUGGAACUCUGCUGUACAAAAUGUCGCUUGACAACGUUUAUGGACGUUUCGCUAGUCGGGAGGCUUACAGAUACAUCUCUGAAACCAGUGGGUGGGCUGAAACUGUUGGCACACACGGAGCCCUCGACGGUCCAACAAUCUCCUUGUCAUACCCUGUAGCAACAGGGCCACCCGAUGAAGUAGUGACAAUAGAUGGUGGAAUGGGGAAGGUGCCACUGACUUUAAUGGAGAACUUCCUGAAUACAAGCACGAGCCACAAGCUCCACCUGAACCACCAACUGCUGAAGAUAGAGAAGAGGCAGUAUGGAGGAUACAACCUCAGAUUCAGAAAGACUCAGACAACUGACGGAAUUACAACUCCAAUACAGCUGGGUAACAAGGAAGUGACCAGGUGCGCCAGGAAAGUAGUACUUGCUGUUCCUCAGAGAUGUAUACAAGAGAUUGACUUUCCACAGUUCCAGAACAACCCAGAGAUUGUAAAGAACAUGGACUCACUCGUUGGGCACCCUGCUGGCAGAAUAUAUCUUGCCUACAACACCAAAUGGUGGAAGACCGGCAACCCUGACAUCACUCAUACCAGGAGUGAUCUUCCCAACAGACAGACCUAUGACUGGUCUACCGGCACAAACAACGUCUCCAUCAUCAUGGCGUCCUACCACAACGGGGACUUGGCCCACUACUGGCGAGAGUUGAGUCAAUUCGGGACGCCAAUCCCUGGCAGUCUCCCCGGAGUGAAUGCUGUAACAGACGUCGUCAAGAACAGAGCUGAGAAGUACUUAAGCGCCAUCUACAACGUCAGCCAAUCUGAUAUCCCCGAAGCUGUUGGAGGCGCAAUGAUGUUGUGGGACAAAUAUCCUUUCUACGCUGGAUGGUCUGAUUUCAAACCAGGCUUUGACGACAGAAAAGUUCGUGAGAUGUUGUAUAAACCAUCCUCCUCCGAUGAUGUAUACCUAGUCACUAAUUCAUGGGCAUAUGGUGGUCUUCGAGGAUGGUCCGAGGGAACGCUUCUGGCUGCUGAUGUUGUUAUCAGCAGAUAUUUCCAGGACCGGAAAUAACCACGUUUGCGUAGAUUCUUUCUCUUCUGUCGUGACAAGAGGUC